AUGGAUCAUUCGCUCAAUCGCAGUGGCAGAGGUGAUGCUAGCCUUUGGAAGACAGAAAUGGAGGAGGUGGCGGUGGUCGCAACAACUUCAUAUCACCAUCUCGAGAUCGAUGUUGGUGGUAGUUCACUGGGAUGGCAGCACAAGUCAUCAAAAGUGGUCGAAAGCAACAGAUACUCGUUUCAAACUCCAGAAGCAUGGACCAUCGGUGGGCACUUCCGGUCUCUUAUAUAUAUGAGGCCGCUUUCAAUAUGGGGAAUGCAAUUUGCAUUAUCGUCUACCAAGACUAUACUCGAGGCCCCUAAGGUCAAUGUAAUGGACAGGAUCGCUGUGUCCCCGCAAACUGUAAAUUCUUCUCAUAAUGGAACAGGCGUUAGGAAGAUCACGAGCAAAGCAAAGUGCUUUGACAACUCUGUAUUCCAUUGUUCGUGCUGA
Messenger RNA from Fraxinus pennsylvanica, 432 nucleotides. NCBI's taxonomy places the organism in Eukaryota, Viridiplantae, Streptophyta, Magnoliopsida, Lamiales, Oleaceae. The record is from the annotation of a GenBank genome assembly.